CAAGCAUUAAAACUCAUGCAGUUAGACAAGUUUGGGAAUCAAAAUGAAAAUGUCCUCACUGUUCCUGAUCACCGCGCUCUUCCUCCACCUAGCGACGACGGUGGCAGGGCAAACGGCCUCUCUGUCGAAGCCGGGCUGCCAGGAAAAGUGUGGAAACGUCGUCGUUCCAUAUCCUUUCGGCAUCAACACGAACUGCAGCGCCGAUAUAUCUUUCACGAUCAUCUGCAACGAAACCUUCAAUCCCCCAAGACCGUUUAUCAUGGUCCAAGUAGGGUUCGAAGAAGUGGUAGAUAUCUCGUUGGCCACCAAAACAGUUACGGUGAUGCAGUCCAUCUCCCCUCUCAACUGCUCUAGCGAUCGAAAGCUACAGCAGCUGGCACAGCCUAUGGUUACAUCUUACGCCACCUUCUCCAACGUCUACAACAGAUUGGUCGUUGUCGGCUGCCAGAACGUCGUCUCCCUCCUCCCUUCCUACGGGGAAUGCAACCCCAUCUGCGGAGAAUCAUCCAUCUGCAAUGGAAUAAACUGCUGCCAGAACAUCAUCCCGCCGCGCCAGAGAGAAAUCGAGUUCUUCUACAGAAAUCCUCAAGCGGACACCAAUGCUGCUCUCAGCUGCGGUUAUGUGUUCAUGACUGAUCAAAGAUGGCUGCUCAACGAAUAUGCUAACCACACCAACUUGCAUAACUUGUCGUCCUCCAUUAGCUUCCAAUCGGAUCUCCGUGCGCCUCUGGUGCUUGAAUGGGAAUUCGAGAUAUCCAAUCCCAAGACGCGGCCAGGGGUUCAAUGCGACGACAUUGAUUUGCCAUAUGUCUUGUUAGGUGGAGAGAACAUGAGCUCUACCGUAUGUUCUUGCAGGCAUGGUUAUCAAGGCAAUCCUUAUUUGAGCUGUGAGGACAUAGACGAGUGCAAGAGUUCGUCGUUGAACGACUGCCCAACAGCGACUACGUGUGUCAACAGGCCCGGUUCAUUCACAUGUCAACUUCCGGCCAAUGACAGCGAACCCAGGAUGAAACCAGUAAUCAUUGCUGUCAGCUGCGGCUUAGGUGGGUUGGUUUUGCUCGGAGGGGCGUUGGUGUCUUCCAAUGUCGCAAGGAAGAGAAUCGAAGCCAACCGUACGAAGAAGUUCUUCAAGCGAAAUGGCGGAUUCUUGCUGCUGUCCUCUACUAAUAACGCUGCCGAAAAUAUCAGAUUCUUCGACUCCAAAGAAUUGGAAUUGGCCACUGAUCGUUACAACGAGAAUCGCGUACUUGGUCGCGGCGGACAAGGCACUGUCUACAAAGGAAUGUUACCCGAUGGAAGAAUCGUCGCAGUGAAAAAGUCCGAGAAGAUGGAUGAAUCGGAGGUUGGAGCAUUCGUGAAUGAGGUCGCCAUACUGUCCCAGCUCAAUCAUAGGAAUGUGGUGAAGUUGCUAGGGUGUUGUCUGGAGACCGAGGUUCCUCUUCUCGUCUACGAGCUUGUUCCAAACGGUACGCUCUUUCAACACAUACACGAUCUAGGCAAUGAGUUCCCUUUGCCAUGGAAAAUGCGUCUCAGAAUCGCAACAGAAGUAGCAGCUGCUCUUGCUUACCUGCAUUACUCAGCAUCGGUUCCUAUCUAUCACAGAGACAUCAAGUCGACCAACAUACUCCUAGACGAGAAGUAUCACGCCAAAGUGUCGGAUUUCGGGACGUCGAGGUCGUUCAACGUGGAUCAAACUCACGUGACCACGCGAGUGAUGGGGACUUUCGGGUACAUGGAUCCUGAGUACUUCCAGUCGAAUCAGUUCACAGAAAAGAGCGACGUGUACAGCUUUGGCGUGGUUGUGGUGGAGCUUCUGACGGGGGAGAAAGCAGUCACUGCAGCGGCUAAGGAGGAAGGAGGGAGGAGUCUGGUCGCGCAGUUCUUGCACUCGAUGCAAGAAGAUAAAUUGUUCGACAUUCUUGAUCCCGAUGUGGUGAGAGAGGGUGGGGUGGAAGAUGUUGUGGCGGUGGCGAGGCUUGCUCGGAGAUGUCUGAGUUUGGACGGAAAGCAAAGGCCAACGAUGAAGGAAGCGGCGAUGGAGUUGGAAGCCGUCCAAAUGGGGAAACUAGUUUCGAAUCUGCAAACUUGUGAUGAAGAAACAGAGCCUGCAAUGUCAAUUGCAGUAUAUGAUUCUUUGUAUACCUCAGAGACCACCAGUUUAAGCACAACUACAGAUUCAUCAGAGUUUCCUUUUCUGUCCAGGAGUUGAUGAGUUCAAGAAUUGCUAAAUUAGGGAGUAAUAAAUA
Messenger RNA from Salvia splendens (bonfire salvia), 2246 nucleotides. RefSeq names its product wall-associated receptor kinase-like 1. The record is from RefSeq and is a predicted model, not a curated record. The coding region runs from base 44 to 2209 and encodes 721 amino acids. Gene Ontology annotation, biological process: cell surface receptor signaling pathway; protein phosphorylation. The transcript has a single exon. Gene Ontology annotation, molecular function: calcium ion binding; polysaccharide binding; ATP binding. Lineage: Eukaryota; Viridiplantae; Streptophyta; Magnoliopsida; Lamiales; Lamiaceae. Gene Ontology annotation, cellular component: plasma membrane.